Mus caroli (Ryukyu mouse) is the source of this 3324-nucleotide messenger RNA. RefSeq names its product transmembrane protein 154 (gene Tmem154). The record is from RefSeq and is a predicted model, not a curated record. Lineage: Eukaryota; Metazoa; Chordata; Mammalia; Rodentia; Muridae.
AGUCUGACAGGCUCCUGCGGAGUUACAUCACUUCCUAAAAAUCAGGCAAACACCUCUCCUUCAAGUGAGCACCGACCCAAAGGAGCAGGAAACAGGAAAUGUGCGCGUUAGAGGGAGGCCGGGGCUUCGCAGCAUCCUGAGCGCGGGUGAGCCAGCUGACAUGACCGUGCCCUGUGCUGCGUUGGUCUUGGCCCUGGGGCUCGCGUUUGGUCAAUCCAGCCAGGGAAAUGACGAGGAGUCAGAAUACUCAGGACAGAGCACCACAGAAGAAGAAAACGCAGAGGACAAGACGACGACAAGUGCUCUGGCUACGGUGACCACAGAAGCAUUAGCUGAAAAUGUGAAUUCUACCCACAUCAACGACACCUCAAACCAGGUGGAAUUUAUAUUAAUGGUGGCGAUCCCACUGGCUGCGCUGCUCAUCCUUCUAUUCGUGGUUCUCAUUGCGACCUACUUUAAAAGCAAGAGACCUAAGCAAGAGCCUUCUAGCCAAGGAUCUCAAAGUGCCUUGCAGACACAUGAACUUGGAGGUGAAACCCUGAAAGUCCCUAUUUUUGAAGAGGACACACCCUCUGUUAUGGAAAUAGAGAUGGAAGAGCUUGAUAAAUGGAUGAACAGCAUGAACAGAAACGCCGACUAUGAGUGUUUACCUACUUUGAAGGAAGAAAAGGAACCAAACCCCAGCCCAAGUGACAAUGAAUCCUAAGUCCAAGAGGCGUUGAUGUUUUCCAAGAGCGUACUUCCUGAGGGCACCUGCCAGCCUGCCAGGGGAGGAUGAAGAAGAGACAAGUUUAAUUAAUUUCAAAUCAGUGUAGACACAAGAACCUUUUAGUGUUUCUUCCACUGUCCCCUCUUCGGAUGAUGGCAUCCCCCGGACUUGGAAGAAUGAGGGACUGAAGUCUUGGAAAGGCCUGGCUGCCCGCCAGCCCACUCAUGGUGAGGGAGCCCCGUGUGGUGCUGGUUUCAGAUCAGUGUCCCCAUUGUCUCCUCCUCAAUCAUUUUGGUCACCCUAAGAUCACAGCACUGGUCUGCUUCCAUCCCAGUGUUUGAAUCAGGAAGCUGGUCUUCUUCCGGGUCACCUUACUGCCUAACAGGUUUGGAUAAUAUCCUCUCACUGUUCAUGGCCUCUCAGGUCAACUCUAGCCGUCUGGAACUUUCCUCAAGGACAGUUGUGUUAUGGAAAACAUGACAAACAAAGCCGGUGUUUCAUAGCCACACCAUCCCGGUGAGUCGUUAAGCUUGCUCCUUACCUGCUAAGAAACCACAACAAGAAAGUCCACAGACCUCUCGGGAGAUUCUUGCACUCAGCCACAUCUCAGUCACUUUUGAAAACUUCGCAGAAGAAAUAGCCAUCUUUAAAGAGAGAAGCAACUUUUUCCUUCUCGGCUAAAAUCACCUCUGCUUGCAACAUCUCAAAACUGCUGAUCUUGCGUCAAGCCGCAGGCCUGGCCUGUGCGGUGUGGGCUUGGAAUGCCCGCAGAUUGGGGUCAUCUGUUGUCCUUCUGUAUCUUGGAGAUCUUCAAGGCUGAGCAAGAAAGAGCUGUACCCGUGGCAGCUCCGGCUCACUGUGCUGUGCGGUCUCUCUGCACUUUACAUGCGGCCUUUCCUGUAGCCUGGGAAGAGUCUCCAAUCCUCAGCACUCCGGGAGGUGGCAAUCAGGCCAUCAGAAAUGACAUUCUAUGUAAAAUCAGUUGACGUCCAUGGACUAAAAACAAUGGAGUAAAAAAAUGCAGAAAACCCCACUAACCUCUCCUCCACAAUAAAGCCAGUCCAUUUAAUCCUUCGUUUUCUAAUUCUGACCUUUAAACGGCCGUCGAGCAAAUUGAAUCUCUGGUUCUCCUGGGAUGCCUGGUAUUUUAUUCCAGGAAAGAAACAAAGAAUGAAGUUUUUAUUUUGCUAACCACAUAUGAACUGAGGGGAGAUGAGGUUAACCAAACUCUCUGCUGCUGAGUUGGGGUUCUGUGUUUGAAAGGCUGCCCUCAUGCUCCACAGAAAGCCUUCUCCUGCCCCCUUGGGGCCCCUUUAAUGAGCUCUUGCCUUCUGAGAUAUGCAGAUAAUUUUAUAGGCAGAGCUGCAGGCCAGGGUGGUCUCUCUACAUAGUAUAUGACCUGAAUCCCGGCUCUCCUACUGUCUUGGGACUGUGCAGUUCUCAGACAAAAGGCUGUGCUUGACAGUGUAUCCUCAACAGACUUGUCCUGUCUCAGUGCUCUCACUCAGACAGGACUCGGAGGCAUUGCCCUGUGGACACUGCCCUGACUCUCAGAUAGUCACCCGGCAGGCAGAUGCAGCCUUCUGAGUCAUCACUUGUCUACCCUGCCCAUAAGGGCUACUUUUAAUUUGAUUCUCUUUCUCUGAAAAGUCUAGUUCCUUCUUUCUUAGGGUGUCUAAGAUCCUCCAUGAUUACCCAGGCCUUUGACCUCAAUCCAACCCUGCCCAAUACCAGACUUCAGAAUUUCUCAGAAGUAUAUGAGGUGUUGGACUGUUACUUUUGAUAAAGGCAUGUUUUGUGAGAUGAUAACACGGCUCCCAUUCAAUAUGUCAAAUAACCUCAAACUCCUGAAGAAACAAAUUGACCAGCAUGCUCUUGAGUUUACAUCUGAGAACUGUGUUGACUUUUCUAGCUACACAGGAACUUUCUACAGAGCUAUGUUGUUCUGACAAGACUCGAGCCAUUAGCAUGGGCCAAGCAGUCAAAUUAAGCCUAUGAUCCUGAUUAUGACUGUAUAAUCUGAGCACAUCAUGUGUGUGUGACAACUCCAUGAAUUCUUAAGACAGAAAUAUUUAUUUUUUUACAUCAUUAGUAGGAGAAGAAACCCUCAUCAAUUUGCCUUAGCUGGAUAGCUAAUCAGAACAAAUCAGAUUUUAAAAUAAAGAAGGCCAUGGAAUUUAUCUCUGUUCCUGCCUGGGUUGUUUGCCUAAUGUGCCCAGAGCUCCAGGUUUGACCUCUAGCACUGUAUAAACUGGGCAUAGUUGCAGAAAGACCAUUCCUACAAGCACAAGUUUAUUCACAGAUACAUAGUGAGUUUGAGGUCACCCUGGAAUAUGUAAGACUGUGACUCAAAAACAAAUUUUUUUUAAGACACAUGCUUUUGUGUAUUUUUUUUAAAGCACGGUAGCAUUGCUUAGCUGAACUUCUUCAGAAACUUGUUUCAAUAAACAUGUUUUUAAAAUCCAUUUGGGACUCCUUUUUAAAAAGAACUUACUGAAUUUAUUCUUUGACAGUUUUAUAUAUGUAUGUAUAUGUAUGAAGUGCGUUCUGAUUUGUGUAGCCCCAGCCUCUCUAACCUCCUUCUCACCCCCUCACCCUUCCUACAAAUCUCUUCU